Molecule: messenger RNA, 1284 nt
Organism: Orbicella faveolata
Lineage: Eukaryota; Metazoa; Cnidaria; Anthozoa; Scleractinia; Merulinidae
Product: E3 ubiquitin-protein ligase TRIM71-like
Source: RefSeq, a predicted model, not a curated record
AUUCUACGAACGAGUGGCCGCCAUGAUGUCAUAGCUUGCCCAGAAUGUAGAAGAGAGAGUAGAGUCCCUGAAAGUGGAAAGCUGCAGGACUUGCCGACCAACUUUCGCAUCAACAGUUUGCUAGAUGUGUUGGCAAUCAAAGAAUGUAAUUCCACCGGAGUGAAGUGUGGAAAUUGCGACAAAAAGAGCGUACAGAGUUUGUACUGCUUCCAGUGUUGUGUAUUCUGGUGUGACGACUGCAUCACCGGGCACAACAUAAUUCGAGUCAACAAAGAACACCGAGUGUUGGCGCUUAAAGACUUUCAAGAUCAAGACAUCGAGGAAGUGUUAAAACGACCAGCGUUUUGCCAGCAGAAACACCAUGAAAAAGAAGAGUUGAAGUUCUUUUGCAAGGACUGUGGAGUUGCCAUUUGCAACGCCUGUGCUUUAACGGAUCACGAGGGUCAUGCCAAGAUGCUUUUGGAAGUAGCUGCAAAUGAACGCAAGUUACAAGUGAAAAAAGCGAUUGAAUUGCAAAAACAAAAAGCGCAACAGAAGAGAAACAAAAUCGCUGAACUUGACGAGAACUGUAUUCACAUUGAAGAACAAGCCGCUGCCGUCAAACGAAAGGUACACAGAUUUGCUGAACAUUUGAUGGCAGUUAUCGAAGCUAAGGAGAAGGAAAUAUUGAACAAAGUGGACAUACAAGUUAAAGAAUCUCUCGAGCCUCUGCGAACUGAACAGCGCAAUCUGGACAAGAACGUAAAGCUUAUCGAGACAGGGAUUGAAAAAACUGACACACUUUUAAAGCGAAGCACAAGCGCUGAGAUUGUACAGUUAGACAAGUCACUGACCACAAUGUUUAAGGAAGAUGUCAGCGAUGUUGGAAACCAAGUAGGUUGUGACCUUGAAGGCUUUCGUCGAUUCAUUUUCACAGAAAACGAAUCAGUAAUGGCGAAAACUGUCACUGAAGGAAUCGGCGCUUUCCAAACAUUUAUCAGCAAAACUAGUGCGAAUCAGUCAAGUGUCCAAGGAAACGGAACAAGUGAAGCUAUCGUCGGUCUUGAAGCACAGUUUGUUUUGACAACAAGAAAUGCUGAAGGAGAACAAUGUUAUGAAGCGCGUGACUCCAUAACAGUGGGAAUCAAAAAUCAUCAGGGAGAGGAUUGUGUGACGAAAGUGCGAGUCCAAGAUAACAAAGAUGGCAGCUACAAGAUCAGUUACUUCGCUAAAGAAACUGAAAAACGUGACUUGUCAGUGAAGGUAAAUGAAGAUCACGUUUAUGGCAGCCCUUUNAGAUGCUAG